Messenger RNA from Pygocentrus nattereri (red-bellied piranha), 3344 nucleotides. RefSeq names its product procathepsin L-like. Gene Ontology annotation, molecular function: cysteine-type endopeptidase activity. The transcript has 8 exons. The record is from RefSeq and is a predicted model, not a curated record. NCBI's taxonomy places the organism in Eukaryota, Metazoa, Chordata, Actinopteri, Characiformes, Serrasalmidae. Gene Ontology annotation, biological process: immune response. Gene Ontology annotation, cellular component: lysosome. Bases 169 to 1161 code for a protein of 330 amino acids.
GUGGUGAAUGUGUUUUCGAGUGCCUGCAGAGACGUGUUUGUGGUGAACUGAGUGCGUUUGCAUGCAUCUAUAGUGCCUAGAGAUGCAGCAGAGUGGUACAUAAAGCCAGGAAACUCAUAUGUACACUUCAGCAUAGACACACUGAGGCUGCAGAAGAUCACACACAGAAUGAGAGUUUUGCUUGCUGUCGCCACUCUUGUGGUCGUGGCUGGUGUUGCCAGUGUCUCCCUAAAGGAUCUGGAGUUCGAUGUCUGGAAACUGAAGUUUGGUAAAACCUACAGUUCAGAGGAAGAAGAGUCUCAGCGUAAGAUGAUUUGGCUGAUUAAUCGUAAGCUGGUCCUGGAGCACAACAUGCUGGCUGACCAGGGUCUCAAAAGCUACAGACUCGGCAUGAACCAGUUUGCAGACAUGGACAUCCAGCAGCUCAAGGGCUCCUUGGGAACCGUCAAUGGGACCAAGACCCACAGCUCAGCUCCAUUCCUCCAACAAGCAGAGGACGUUGGUCUCCCUGCCGCUGUUAACUGGACGAACGAGGGCUAUGUGACCAGUGUAAAAAAACAAAGUAUCUGUUUCUCUUCCUGGGCCUUCAGCGCGGCGGGGGCGCUAGAGGGUCAGAUGUUUCGAAAGACGGGAAAGUUGGUGUCUCUCAGCGCACAACAGCUGGUGGACUGCUCAUGGAUUCAAGGAAACAGUGGCUGUGCAGGUGGUGGUGUGGAGAGUGCCUUUCAAUAUGUUUUGGACAGUGGAGGUCUGCAGGAAGAGAACACCUAUCCAUACGCAUCCAGAGAGGGGGUAUGCAAGUUUAAUCCACAGAAAGUGAGCGCCACCUGUGGCGGCUUUAAGACCCUGUCUGUUGGAGAUGAGAUUCUGUUGCAGAAAGCUGUGGUUGCGAUUGGACCCAUUUCCGCAGCCAUAGACACCAGCCCAAAAAGCUUCCUGCUCUAUCAGUCAGGUGUGUAUGAUGAGCCGGCCUGCAGCAGCACUAGGCUGACUCACGCUGUCCUGGUUGUUGGUUACGGCACUGACUGCAGUGGACGGAAGUACUGGCUGGUCAAGAACAGUUGGGGUGUUCAAUGGGGUGAAAGAGGCUACAUCAGGAUGUCCAGGAACAAGGAUAACCAGUGUGGUAUUGCCACAUACGCCAUGUACCCAGAAGUGUAAAGGUAUAUUGUCAUUACUGUGGCUCCAUCCUUAUCCACAGAGUUGAGUUUGGUUCUAGUGUCAGGUGCAGUUUUUUUGUAAUGAGCACUGGAUACCCCAGUGGUCAGACGUUUUUAAGGUCACUGGAGUUCAACUAGUCUAGUGACCAAAAACAUUGCCUAUAACAAAAACAUGUUUAGCAUAUUUAUGUGUUAUUGUUUUGCCCAGGAAACUGCUAAAAAUGUUUUAGGAGGAUCAUAUUAAAUAUAGCACACAUUUUGUACUGUUUACAGAGGUCAGAAUUCUCAAGCUAGAACACCAAAAUUGGGAAAAGCCCACUAGCAUUCAUCAAACAAGUUUUUUUUCCCCCAUAGGAAAAAAAGCAAAGUUGAGAAAAUUAAAAUCUAUCUGCUGCAAAUGAGUCAAAAAGGAUGCCUCUCACUCUGCUGAUGAGGCAUUAUAUACAUAUUCACAUAGUACACACACUAGUACAGGUAUAUACACACAUAUUAGCAUCUGGGAUACCAUAGCGACAGACUAGCAAUACCUUAGCAAGCAUCAAAGCAAUGGCCAAGCAACACCAUAGUAACCUCCUGGGAUAGUAGUUCAGUUCACAGUUCACAGUACUUUAUUUGUCCCCAGAGGGCAAUUCAUUUGCAGCCUUCUCGUCCAUACACACACAACUAUACACAUAUACACAUAUACACACAAACACUAUAUACUAUCAUUUAAAAACAAUAUUAUCCCGAUUUAACAGCUUGAUAGCAGAAGGAAUAAAAGAUUUGGAAUAGCGAUUUGUUCUACUGAAGGGCGUGAUAUAACGCCGACCUGACGGCAUUACCGUAAAUUCACUGGACAAAACAUGAUCACCCUGAGUGAUGAUUCCUUUUGCUUUCUGAGCUACUCGUUUCUCCCACAGGGAGACCAGGUCUCCCUGAACUCCAAUUAUCUUUGAACAAAUUUUUACAAUGCCUUUCAUUGUAAAAAUUUGUUCAAAGAUAAUUGGAGUUCAACAGAGAGACCUGGUCUCCCUGUGGGAGAAACGAGGGAUAGUAUAGUAAUGGCUUAGCAUCACCUUAGCAACCACUGGAGAUUUCAUAGCAGCAGCUUUGUCUCGCCAACUUAAAGCUCAUCCGCAAGCUCUUCCCUUCUAGUUGUUAUUGUUUUUUUAUUUGUAAGCAUCUUUUGAUAUUGUAUAUUUAUUUAGAUAAAGUACGUUGAACUGCAUUUGAUUUUCUAGCUGACCUCAUUUACACAGGGGUCAUGUUUAUGUCUCACAUGUGGAUUGAACAGGGUAAUUAGCCAGUAAGAGCUGCUAACUGAUAAUAACCCAUUUGGUUAUUAAUUGGUUGCUAAAGUGUUGCUAGGCCGUUGCUUUGGUGGUUGCUAAGGUAUUAAUUAACGUAUUAAUAACGGGCUAGACCAUGUCUGUGUAUCUUCUGGAGCCUCCCACCUUACAAAGCAUUUGAUAUUAAUUAUAACGUGCAUUGAUUAAUUAUGGUGUUUAAUGAUACAUGUUCAAAAAGGAUGGUUCUUUAGUGAAGGCAAUGGUUCUCUUUAGAACCAGAAUCAAUCCAUAAUCUACAUUGUCUAAUAUAUUGUAUCUUUAAUUAGGUUAGAACAUCAAGGACAUCAGCACUAGUAAGUUCUAUGAAAUGUUUCUACAGAUUGAUGAACACCAGACCCCUGAUGAACAUUUCAGGGAGCAGAUGUAGUCUGAGCAGCAACUACACCCCUAGUCUCACAGGGUCAGGUGUGAUCUUGUAACGAGAACACACAUGGAGGCACAACUUAAACUUAAACUGGUGUGAGAUUGUAGUGAAAUCAGCCGCUAAUAAGGAUAAGCCCCAUCUCAACCUCGGGCCCAGAUCGCUCCAGCCUGAUAUAUUCUAAAACUAAAGUGUAGUCUAACUAAUUUUCUGUUUACUUUUACCACAUGACAAACGGGCACGUCCUUGCCCCGCAUGCUGAUCACCCCUAACUAGUAGCCUUAACUCAGAUGUCGCAACCAAAAUGUUAAGAACAGGCGUUUUGUCCUUUUGACAAACAAACCACCUGUCAUGACAUUUUAUGUUUGUUUUACCAUCUUGGCUGUAAGUAUAUCUGUCAUGUAUGUGCUGACAGUAAAGGCUGAAAAUAUAAAUGCAAAUGCAGACUUUGCUUUGCUUUAACCUUUAGCUCAGUUAUAGCCGCUUUUCUAGCGC